Messenger RNA from Schistosoma mattheei, 992 nucleotides. NCBI's taxonomy places the organism in Eukaryota, Metazoa, Platyhelminthes, Trematoda, Strigeidida, Schistosomatidae. The record is from the annotation of a GenBank genome assembly.
GCAAAUAAAUAAUCUACUUAUUGAUUGCUUUUUUAACUUUUAUUCAACUGAAUUUAUUUUGUGUUGAUAUCUAUCUGUAUUGUGAUAGUGCAUUUAUUGAGAGUAGCAGUAAAAUUCCGCCAGUUUUACUGAUUAACAUUUUUGUUGAAAGUUCAUAUCUCAUUAUUGUGCUUGAACACAUUUCUAGAUUUCAGCAAUUUCCCUAGAUUAAGAAAUUUAUAAGUUUAUUUCAAUUUCAGUUUACAAUUAAGCCAUCUAGCUUAUAGAAUGCAGCAUUAUUGCAAUCCCUUUCAUCAACUGCCAUUCUUCAUUCACUUUACCGAUAAAACAAACUUGUGCCUUGGUCUCUGGAAAUUUGUUCGAUAUAAAUGUUUAUUAGGGACCCGGUCCGAGCAAAGACAGAUUUAAAGCUUUUUCUUUUCACCAGGUUUUUACAGUCCGGGCGAAAUCUAUAGCUUCCUUAAAGUAAUAAAUGUAAUUAUCAUCCCAUUGCAUAAGUUAUUUCAUGUUUUCAUUUUUAUUAAAAUAUCCCGUCGUUACCCUACUUUAUCAUUUCUGUAUGUAUUGUAUUCAAUCCAGUAAAUAACUAAAGAUAGUAAGUAUGGGUAGCGCUCAGAUAUAUUAAGUUUAUACCAGUUAUUCGUAUAUGGAAUUCUCAAAUGUCUUUCCGAUUUCUAAAUAUAACUUUGUUUAUUAUUUCAUUUUAGAUGAAUGAUCAUCCAUCAGAACCUCUUGAAGGAGACAGUUUGGACAAAUUAAAUAAUAUUGAUUUAGGUCACUCUCCAGAUAAUUGGUCUGAUUGGUUUUCCUAUAUGUCUUUAAAGUUCGUAUUAUAUGUAGCUAAAAGCCCGUGGGAAUUUCUUACAUCAAUAUUAAUAAUCCUCACACCUCUCAUGAUAAUUUGUGCUUAUUGUUCAUAUAAGUUGGCUAAAGAAUUAAAACGUCAAGAAGAAGCAAGUCAAAGUGGAUUAAGUAUGGGGAAACUUUAUUAA